Triplophysa rosa is the source of this 2812-nucleotide messenger RNA. RefSeq names its product solute carrier family 4 member 11-like. Gene Ontology annotation, molecular function: solute:inorganic anion antiporter activity. NCBI's taxonomy places the organism in Eukaryota, Metazoa, Chordata, Actinopteri, Cypriniformes, Nemacheilidae. Gene Ontology annotation, biological process: monoatomic ion homeostasis; transmembrane transport; monoatomic anion transport. Gene Ontology annotation, cellular component: plasma membrane; basolateral plasma membrane. The record is from RefSeq and is a predicted model, not a curated record.
UUCUUUGAAACCGUGAUGGUUUGAUCCAGGUGGGACAUUCACCUUAAAAAAUGAUGGACUGCAAAGAAGUGCUUGAUUUUGUGCCAGCAGCUGUUUCAUCAUCUGGGCAGACAAAAAAAUGGCUACAUCUUUCAAGGGAUGGACACUGAUGCCUCAGGAUUUGGCCUCCUAAGUACAUCAAGAAGAUAUGUGAAGCUGAUGAAUUUCCAGGAGGAGGUAAGAGCUCUUCGGGAUCUGGAUGGGUUCUUGGCUCACAGCAUCUUGCUGGAUGAGAAAGCCGCCUCCUUGGAUGAAGUGCUUCGGAGAAUGCUGGGCCAUGUGGCCAAGGAUGGCCAGGAGGUCAUGAGUGGUCUGUUCACAGAUGCUGGAGGACAUGAUGCCAAUGUUCAUCUGCUGACUGAAACCAUUCAGAGUGUGACAGCGGCGGCCACUGGAGUACGCUACCAGCAGUCCUGGCUCUGUGUUCUGUAUAAGCCCUCGGUGGAGGAGGAGACCGACCCACACAGCAACAAACCACUCAAGUUGAAAGAUUUCCUAAGAGCUGGUCGUGGCAUUUAUGAAGACCUGUGCCGCAGGCUCCCAUUGUACAUAUCAGACUUCACAGAUGGUAUUCUGGGCACUAACAGGUCUCUGCUUAAGUACACCACCAUGGCCAUUUUCGUCUACAUCGCUAUACUUCUGCCAGCUAUUGCAUUUGGCUCUCUGAAUGAUGAGAGCACACGAGGAGAGAUAGAUGUACAGAAAACCAUUAUUGGUCACAGCAUUGGAGGAAUGAUCUACUCUCUGUUUGCUGGGACUCCUAUGGUUAUUCCUCUCACCACAGCACCUCUCGCCAUGAUCUUCAUCAGCGUGAUCAGAGGCAUCUGUGACAACUAUGAUCUUGAUUUUCCUGCAUUUUAUGCCUGCAUUGGCCUCUGGAAUAGUUUCUUCCUCAUUCUGGGGGGGAUCUUCAAUGUCAGCCUGUUCAUGAAGCUUUUUAAACGCUCCACAGAGGAAGUGAUUGCUUUGUUCAUCUCCAUCGCCUUUGUGGGUGACGCUGUGAAAGGCACAGUAAACAUUUUCAUGAAUCUGCAGUUUUUUAUGUUUAUCUUUUUUUCUCACAGCCCAUUCCUGCAUGCUAAAGUCAGAGAAGUGGUAUCAGACUGCGCAUUGCCAAUACCUGUGGUCAUAUUCUCCUUCGUGGGCUCCGACCUUUUCAGUGACAUUCAGCUUCCAGUAUUCAACUACCAGAAUGGAACCAUAUUCAAAGUGGCACCACUCUGCCAUCUGACGGGGAUGAACAUAAUAAGUGCAUGUGGUCUCGGCUUCCUCCUCGCCUUGCUCAUUUUCAUUGACCAGAACAUUGUUGUGUCCCUCACCAAUGCCUCUGAGAACAGACUACUAAAGGGAACGGCGUACCACUGGGACCUGAUGCUCGCUGGGCGUAUCAACAUCCUGUUGUCAGUACUGGGGUUACCAUGGAUGCACGCAGCUUUCCCUCACUCCACGCUGCAUGUGCGUCAGCUGGCGCGGGUGGAACAGCGAGUGGAGGGGGGGCACCGCUAUGAAACGAUAGUUAGCGUGAAGGAGACACGACUGACAUCGCUGGCUGCGAACAUUCUGAUCGGUUUAUCAGUGUUUCUGCUGCCGGUGCCUCUGCAGUGGAUACCCAAGCCUGUUCUCUACGGCCUCUUCUUGUACAUCGCUCUUACAUCUAUCGACGGAAACCAGAUGUGUGAUCGAAUGGCCCUUCUGCUCAAAGAACAAACAUCUUAUCCCCACACUCACUACAUCCGCAGAGUGCCACAGAGAAAGGUGCAUUUCUUCACAGGCCUGCAGAUAGUACAGCUCAUCAUUCUGUGUGCUUUUGGGAUGUAUCCUCUGCCGUACAUGAAGAUGAUCUUCCCUUUGGUCAUGAUCUUGCUUAUUCCAGUACGAAACUACCUGCUGCCUAAGAUCAUUGAAGCAACGUACUUGGACAUCAUUGAUUCUCAACACAUGUGAAGAAUCAACACUACCAAAAAAGGGUUUCAAAUGCAAUAGACAUAUGCAUUUCAUUGAUAUGUACCUUGAUAGACAAGGUUGUUAAAUACGUACAAUUUUGUGAUUUUAUGCCCAGGUGAGACUUUUACAGGUGCUAAUGACACUUGUAUUUGGUUGUGAUCCUGUAUCUAUUUUAUAUAUCUGCAAUGAAUGCAUCAUCUCUGUUAAUCUGUAUUUUUAUUUAUGUAGUGGAAUCAUACAUCCUUGUUGUCCUGUGAUGAUACAUUGACGUCUUUGUAUUUGGUACCUGGUAGUCCAUAUUUUUAUUAUUUUGUUGCUGUUUUCUGAAAUUGAGAACUCAGAACAAGCUGAUCAUACAAUGCAGAAGAUCAAAAGCAUCAUUUUAUUCAUAGCCCUUCAUUUUUUAUUACCUUCCUCCAAAAGUUUCACCAUGACAGGUUUUAUAAAUUUAUUUUUAGCCCUUUGAUUCAUAAUAUCCAUUAAACAGAUAAAAAAACAUUUUAACCAUUCAGUGUGGUUACAUCUAAGCCACCAAAAGCAAUUAUUUUUACCCUUACCAAGAAUUCCACAUUCUGGCCUUAAUAUGUAACUUAUAAUUUAUGUUAUUUUCUUAAGAAAAUACAUAUCUGAGAAAAGUGUUGUAAUAUUUACUAAAUAUUUACUGAAUGAAUACCUCCCACAUUUUGUAAUGAUCAAUGCAUUUGGAAUGCAUGCAUACAAUUUCAUUUCAUGCAUCUCAUACGUUUAUUCACAGAGCAUUUCACCCUGUCCGAUAGAUGUCGCUGCGCGCUGCCACCUAAAUAUGGAGCCAGAAAUAUGACAAAACAAU